AUGGGGAGGUGGUGAGUGGUGAGUGAUGGACUGGGCUGGUGGGAGUUCAGUUGGUGAGGCUAGGUAUGUCUUGGGGGGUAUGGGUCUGGGUAUGGGUAUGAAGAUGGGUAUGGAGAUGGGUAUGGAGAUGGGUAUGGAGAUGGGUAUGGAGAUGGGUAUGGAGAUGGGUAUAGCGGAGAUGAGAUACAUGUUUUCUUUACACAAGUAGAAGUAGAACAAGAAGAGGGUAAGGUAAUUAUGGGGAAAUGAUACGCGGUGAGAUGGUAUUAUAUCAAACUAGAUUGCCUCACCAUAUACAUUACUCGAACGGGAGGAGAUGGAGAUGGAGAUGGAGAAGGCGGGGGAGGGACGAAGGGGGACUUCAAGUGUAGAUGCUCUGUGAGAGGUCAUGUGUCAGUCUCAGUCUCGACAUAUACACGCAAUGCAUGUAGCGCGCUAUCUCACCUCAGUAAUCUGGUUCACCUGUAACCCCGGCUCAGCCAUGUUGGCAUCUUUCAAAAAUUCCAACGGCAUCCAGACCAAAUGGCCCUUGAUCUUGUCCAAC
This is a messenger RNA of Aspergillus heteromorphus CBS 117.55, 544 nucleotides long. RefSeq lists its product as uncharacterized. The transcript has a single exon. The record is from RefSeq and is a predicted model, not a curated record. Lineage: Eukaryota; Fungi; Ascomycota; Eurotiomycetes; Eurotiales; Aspergillaceae. The coding region runs from base 26 to 208 and encodes 60 amino acids.